Messenger RNA from Aegilops tauschii subsp. strangulata, 2499 nucleotides. RefSeq lists its product as uncharacterized. Gene Ontology annotation, biological process: glucan catabolic process. Lineage: Eukaryota; Viridiplantae; Streptophyta; Magnoliopsida; Poales; Poaceae. Gene Ontology annotation, molecular function: beta-glucosidase activity. The record is from RefSeq and is a predicted model, not a curated record.
GCUGGUCCAUCAUCCCUCCCUCCCGUACCUAGCCGUUGCCCGCCCACAUCUUCUCCCUCCUCCGGCCUCCUCCUCCUCCUGCCAUUGUUGCUUGCUUGCUUCGGUUGCUUGCUUGACUGCAAGUUGUGGCCGGGUUUCAAGGCAGGUGGGAGAAUCUUGCACGAAAGGUAGAUCAGAUAGGUGGCGGUGGAAUAGUGGAUAGAAAGAUAGGCACAGAGGUUCGGGCGCGCUGUCGGACUCGGAUCCGACCUGACUCAUCGCCGUCGUCCUCAGCCGCACACCGGUCGCCGUCGCUUCUAAUCUCCGGUCAGGCGGCUCCUGCCCCCGCUCCUGCGCCGGCACAGGAUGGCGCUGCUCACGGCGCCCGCGGUCUUCGCGGCCCUCCUGCUCUUCUGGGCCGUGCUCGGCGGCACCGACGCCGACUACGUGCUGUACAAGGACGCCACCAAGCCCGUGGAGGACCGCGUGGCUGACCUCCUGGGGCGGAUGACGCUGGCGGAGAAGAUCGGGCAGAUGACCCAGAUCGAGCGGCUCGUGGCCACGCCGGACGUGCUCCGGGACAACUUCAUCGGCAGCCUGCUCAGCGGCGGCGGCAGCGUGCCGCGCAAGGGCGCCACGGCCAAGGAGUGGCAGGACAUGGUGGACGGCUUCCAGCGGGCCUGCAUGUCCACGCGCCUCGCCAUCCCCAUGAUCUACGGCAUCGACGCCGUCCACGGCCAGAACAACGUCUACGGCGCCACCAUCUUCCCCCACAACGUCGGCCUCGGCGCCACCCGGGACCCUUACCUCGUGAAGAGGAUAGGCGAGGCCACCGCGCUCGAAGUCAGGGCCACCGGCAUCCAGUACGCCUUCGCGCCAUGCAUCGCGGUGUGCAGAGAUCCGAGGUGGGGGCGGUGCUACGAGAGCUACAGCGAGGAUCGCCGGAUCGUGCAGUCCAUGACGGAGCUCAUCCCGGGCCUUCAGGGCGACGUGCCCAAGGGCUUCACCAGCGGCAUGCCCUUCGUCGCCGGAAAGAACAAGGUGGCAGCCUGCGCGAAGCACUUUGUGGGCGACGGCGGCACGGUGGACGGCAUUAACGAGAACAACACCAUCAUCAACCGCGAGGGCCUGAUGAACAUCCACAUGCCGGCGUACAAGAACGCCAUGGACAAGGGCGUCUCCACUGUCAUGAUCUCCUACUCCAGCUGGAACGGCGUCAAGAUGCACGCCAACCAAGACCUCGUCACCGGAUACCUCAAGGACACGCUCAAAUUCCAGGGCUUCGUGAUCUCGGACUGGGAGGGUAUUGACAGGAUCACCACCCCUGCGGGAUCUGACUACUCCUACUCGGUCAAGGCUUCCAUUCUUGCCGGCCUUGACAUGAUCAUGGUGCCCAACAACUACCAGCAGUUCAUCAGCAUCCUGACUGGCCACGUCAACAGCGGCGUGAUCAACAUGAGCAGGAUCGACGACGCCGUGACCCGGAUUCUGCGGGUCAAGUUCACCAUGGGCCUCUUCGAGAACCCCUACGCUGACCCUGCCAUGAUGGAGCAGCUAGGAAAGCAGGAGCACAGGGAUCUGGCGAGGGAGGCGGCGAGGAAGUCGCUGGUGCUCCUGAAGAACGGCAAGACCGCGACCGACGCGCCGCUGCUGCCGCUGCCCAAGAAGGCGCCCAAGAUCCUGGUCGCCGGGAGCCACGCCGACAACCUGGGAUACCAGUGCGGCGGGUGGACGAUCGAGUGGCAGGGCGACACGGGCCGCACCACCGUGGGCACCACCAUCCUGGACGCCGUGAAGGCCGCCGUGGACCCGUCGACGGUCGUGGUGUUCGCCGAGAACCCCGACGCGGAGUUCGUCAAGGGCGGCGGCUUCUCCUACGCGAUCGUGGCGGUGGGCGAGCACCCGUACACGGAGACCAAGGGCGACAACCUGAACCUGACCAUCCCGGAGCCCGGGCUGAGCACCGUGGAGGCGGUGUGCGGCGCCGUGCGGUGCGCGACGGUGCUCAUCAGCGGCCGGCCCGUGGUGGUGCAGCCGCUGCUGGCGGCCUCGGACGCGCUGGUGGCGGCGUGGCUCCCCGGCUCGGAGGGGCAGGGCGUCACCGACGCGCUGUUCGGGGACUACGGGUUCGCCGGGAAGCUGCCGCGGACGUGGUUCAAGUCGGUGGACCAGCUGCCGAUGAACGUCGGCGACAAGCACUACGACCCGCUCUUCCCGCUCGGCUACGGGCUCACCACCAAAGGGACGAAGCAGUACUAGGCUAGGCUGCUUCACAUAGUAGAAGACAGCACCAUUAAUGAAUGGAGAUAGGAAACUGGGACAUGAACCGUAGGUUCUUGCCUCCCGCCAUGGCUGCCGAUCGACUCCUUUCGCUCGGUUGGCUUAUUCUAUUACUACUGCUAUUCUUUCUACUUUCUUUGUUGCUGGUUGAUCUGGUGUAUGCUGAGUGAGAUCUCACUCUGGAGCAAGCAAUAUAUAUCCAAUCGAUGAGCUCCAUGCAACACCGGCUGGAUUUAAUCA